UUAACGAAAGCGCCACGUAACGCACCGCACGCGCAUCAGUGUCUCCCGUUAAGCUCGCGAGCGUCUUCUCUGCCGGAACCAGGAUGGCACUGAGGCGGAUGUUGGACUCCUAACACUUCUUUUAUUCCUGUUUUCUCUCGCGGUUCCGUGUCACCGCACUUAACAUGGCCUCGAACGUGACGCGCAACUGGACCAACCAGUUCGCGCAGCCGCCGUGGCGCGUGGCUCUGUGGUCGGUGGCGUACGGCUCGGUUCUGACCGUGGCCCUGUUCGGGAACCUGGUGGUGGUGUGGAUCAUCGUGGCUCACCGCAGGAUGCGCACCGUCACCAACUACUUCCUGCUGAACUCCGCGUUCUGCGACGCCGCCAUGGCCGCCUUCAACACGCUCAUUAACUUCAUUUACGCCGCGCACGGGGACUGGUACUUCGGAGAGGCGUACUGCAAGUUCCACAACUUCUUCCCGGUCGCCGCCGUGUUCGCCAGCAUCUACUCCAUGACCGCCAUCGCCAUGGACCGGUACAUGGCCAUCAUCCAUCCUCUGAAGCCCAGAUUAUCGGCCACAGCCACUAAAGUGGUCAUCGUGUGUAUCUGGGUUCUCGCCGUGGUUCUGGCGUUCCCUCUCUGCUUCUACUCCACCAUCAGGAGUCUACCACGAAGAACCAUCUGCUACGUCGCUUGGCCAAGACCAGCUGAAGAUUCAUUAAUGUACCACGUCAUAGUGUCUGUGCUGGUCUAUAUGCUGCCCCUAGUGGUGAUGGGAAUUGCGUACACCAUCAUUGGAGUGACGCUGUGGGGAAGCGAAAUUCCAGGAGAUUCAUCAGACAACUAUCACGGCCAGCUCCGCGCCAAGAGGAAGGUGGUGAAGAUGAUGAUUGUUGUGGUGGUGACCUUUGCCCUUUGCUGGUUGCCGUAUCAUGUCUACUUCAUCGUCACUGGACUGAACAAACAGUUAAACAAGAAGAAGUCAAUUCAGCAGGUUUACCUCUCAGUGCUGUGGCUGGCCAUGAGCUCCACCAUGUACAACCCUAUCAUCUACUGCUGCCUCAACAACAGGUUCAGAGCAGGCUUCAAAAGAGCUUUCUGCUGGUGUCCUUUCGUCCGAGUAUCCAGUUAUGACGAGUUGGAACUGCGUACAGCUCGACUCCACCCACGGAACCGCAGCAGCAUGUGCACGCUGUCCCGCGUCGACACCAGUGUCCUCGGAGACGACCCUCGCCACGGCAACCGCAAGAGCACCAAGUCUCUGACCCACAGUGAGAUCAAUGGCUCUAAAGCGAGUCCUCCUCCCACCAAAUACGGCCUGUACACCGACACAGCCUCCACCUCCAAACACUUCGACUGACACCAACACAAUUCCAGUCUAACUUCAGAUUUCUGUGUGUGAUUUUAAUCAUUCUGAAAACACUGAAGCAGGUGAAAGCAGGUCAGAAUUCAAGACGUCGUCAUGGUGAAGUGAAACGUUAGAUUCAUUGUGAAGUCUGUUGCUGUAAAAAUAUUACUCAUAUUUAAUCUAAAGUUAACAGUAGUGUUGGUGAAACAUGAAGGGAUGGAGACUGUUAGUGGACUGAAGAUAAAAUCUGAUGAUUAUUUAAGAGGAAAUAUUAGCCCAUGAUGCAGUGAGUGCAGUGUUUAAUAUCAUAAUAUUAUUAACUGUAUUAUUAAAGACGACGUCAUGUGAGAAUUAGAGUCGGAAAUAAUGACUGUAUGAGAACACACACCUGCAUGAUGUGAGGAAUUUUAGGAGAACCUCUGUACAGAUGUUUUCCUGCUGUAUCCUAGAUGUCGUGUACGAUCAUAACUUCUGUAGUAAACGUGUGAAGUUUGAUGAUUUCAUGUGAUUUAGUGUCACGAUCAUGUAAACACGCCUGUAACACAGUGACUGAUAUUCAGACAUUUAUUUUGUGAUGAAUAAAAGUGUCUCCGAAAAAUCAUA
Hemibagrus wyckioides is the source of this 1934-nucleotide messenger RNA. RefSeq names its product tachykinin receptor 3-like (gene tacr3l). Gene Ontology annotation, cellular component: plasma membrane; sperm midpiece. The transcript has 5 exons. Gene Ontology annotation, biological process: G protein-coupled receptor signaling pathway; positive regulation of flagellated sperm motility. Bases 165 to 1343 code for a protein of 392 amino acids. Gene Ontology annotation, molecular function: tachykinin receptor activity. The record is from RefSeq and is a predicted model, not a curated record. NCBI's taxonomy places the organism in Eukaryota, Metazoa, Chordata, Actinopteri, Siluriformes, Bagridae.